This is a messenger RNA of Clupea harengus (Atlantic herring), 4433 nucleotides long. It is a transcript of the gene sv2ba, whose product is annotated as synaptic vesicle glycoprotein 2Ba. The record is from RefSeq and is a predicted model, not a curated record. Lineage: Eukaryota; Metazoa; Chordata; Actinopteri; Clupeiformes; Clupeidae. Gene Ontology annotation, cellular component: neuron projection; synaptic vesicle membrane. Gene Ontology annotation, biological process: transmembrane transport; chemical synaptic transmission. Gene Ontology annotation, molecular function: transmembrane transporter activity.
UGAGGGGAGGGAUCGUGAGGUCGCCCUGUAAUCCUGUGGUGUGCAGAGCCGACCGCUGCUAAGGUGACAUGUAGGGCUUUCCUUCUGAAACAACCUUUACGUGGAUCCUUACCUCUCCUCAACCACUUUUUCACUCAUUCUAGCAAGCUCACACACCAGCCUGUGCUAGGGGGAAUGCCAGAUCUGGUCCAUGAUGUGGCCUUGCCCAAAAGUGUACAAAGGACAGUGAUAAUCUGUGAUAAGCCAGAGACAUUUCUCAGACUCUGAAAACCAGUCAAUACUCUGUGGAGACGACACAUUGUGGAACCUAGCACUCGCGGCAGAGAGAGGAAGCAGGGCCUGAGAGACUGCAGAGGAUUAUGCUGAUAUAGCCCACGGUGUCCUGUGCUUAGUGCUGUCCUACGCUUCUGACCUGCUCUUCCUGUGCUGAGCAAAGCAUGGACGACCCGUACCAAAAUAACGUGCCCCAACAGCAGGAGGGCGGCGGUGAGACCUACCCCAAUUAUGGCGAGGGCCAGGGCCAGGCCGAUGGCUAUGGCUACCAGUCGGACUACCCGCAGCAGGACGAGGACGCCCGCAGCGAUGCCACCGAGGGCGGAGAGGGUGAGGAACAGAUGUAUGAGGGCGAGUACCAGAAUGUGCCCCACCCGGACGAGAUCAAGGCGGCACGUCGGGCGGCACGGGCGGAGGCCAGGCGGAAGGCCAAGGAGGCAGACCUGGAGGGAGAAGAGGAGGAGCUGCCGGAGCAGUACGAAUGUAUCAUGGAGGACUGCGGCCACGGACGCUUCCAGUGGCAGCUCUUCACCGUGCUCGGCCUCGCACUCAUGGGGGAUGGCGUUGAGUGCUUUGUGGUCGGCUUUGUGCUGCCCAGCGCCGAGAAGGACAUGUGCCUAUCCAACGCGGAAAAGGGCAUGCUGGGUUUGUUAGUGUACGUCGCGAUGAUGGUGGGCGCGGUGGUAUGGGGAGGCCUGGCGGAUAAACUGGGCCGACGGCAGUGCCUACUUUAUGCGCUGACAAUCAACUGCAUCUUCUCCUUCCUCUCCUCCUUCGCACAAGGAUAUGGCUUCUUCCUCUUCUUCAGGAUGUGUGCCGGCAUAGGCAUCGGGGGUUCGAUUCCCAUCGUGUACGCAUACUUCUCUGAGUUCCUGCAGAUGGACAAGCGCGGGGAGCACCUGAGCUGGCUCUGCAUGUUCUGGAUGUGCGGGGGCCUCUACGCCUCCUUCACCGCCUGGGGGAUCAUCCCUCACUACGGCUGGGGCUUCAGCAUUGGCACUGAGAUCCAGUUCCACAGCUGGCGUGUGUAUGUGCUGGUCACCCUGCUGCCCUCGCUCGCUGCCCUGGUCGGACUGUUCUUCAUGCCCGAGAGCCCACGAUACCUCCUGGAGAACGGGCGUCACGACGAGGCCUGGAUGAUCCUGAGAAACAUGCACGACACCAACUGGAGAGCCAAGGGCGAGCCAGAGAGAGUCUUUGCCGUGUCCCAGAUCAAGACACCUGAGACGCAGGAUGAUGAGUUCAUAGAGAUCCAGAGUGCGACAGGCACGGCCUUCCAGAGGUUCACCGUCAGACAUGUGACCCUCAUCAAGCAGGUGAUGAAAAACGUUAUGUCGCUGACGGCUCCUGAGCUGCGUCUGACUGCACUGUUCUUGGCUAUCAUCUGGUUCACGAUGUCCUUCAGCUACACAGGACUCUCAGUGUGGUUUCCUGACAUGGUCAAGAUGAUGCAGUUUGAGGAGUACGAGUCCAAGACCAAGUUGUUCCACAGAGAGAAAGUGGAGCGCUUCCACUUCAACUUCACCCUGGCCAACCAGCUCCACAAGGAGGGAGAGUACCUCCACGACCGGUUUACCAAUAUCGAGAUGAAGUCAGUGAAGUUUGAGGACUCCCUGUUUGAAAACUGUUAUUUCGAAGACGUCAGAUCUACUUCCACUUACUUUGAGAACUGCACAAUCAAGAAUACUGUCUUCUAUAACACUGAUUUGUGGAAAGAGAAGUUUAUUGACUGCAAAAUGCAUAACAACACGUUCAUGCAUCCGAAGAAAGGGUGCCACUUGAACUUCCAGGAAGAGAAUGACAUCCUCAUCUACAUGGUCAGUUUCCUUGGCAGCUUGGCUGUGUUGCCUGGCAACAUCGUAUCAGCACUCUUCAUGGACAAGUUUGGGAGAAUCAAAAUUAUAGGUGCCUCCAUGCUGGCCUCGGCGAUCUGUUCGUUCUUCCUCUUCGUGUGCUUCAACCAGGGAUCGCUCAUCUUCUUCCAGUGCCUCUUCUUCGCCAUCAGCGUGGCUGCAUGGAACGGGAUAGAGGUCAUCACAGUAGAGAUCUUCCCAUCAGCAAAGAGGGGCACGGCGUUUGGGGUGCUGAGUGCCAUUAGUAAAUUCGCCGCCAUCCUCAGCAGCUUCAUCUUCGGGAAGUUCGUGAACAUCACACGGAUAAUUCCCAUCAUCCUCUCCUUCGCCUCCCUGGUGUGCGGCGGCCUGCUGUCUCAGAAGCUUCCGGAAACCCGGGAGUUACUCCUUCAGUGAAACGCCAAAAAACCUCUCCAACAUGAAGGCCUAGUUAUGACAAAGUACUGAAUGUCUGUGUCUGUGUAUGGUUGUGUGCGUGAGUGUGUGUGUGUGUGUGUCUGUGUGUGUGUGUGUAUGUGUGUGUGGGUGUGUGUGUGUGUGUGUGUGUGUGUGUGUGUGUGUGUGUGUGUGGUUGUGUGUUCCUCUGGGCACGUAACUUCUGUGGCAGAGGCCUCUGUAACUGAAGGCUUGAAGUAAGAGGAUGCACUGCGAGAUUUCUUAUGGUGCCCUUGCUGCUGUCAUGUCACUGGAUCCAAAACACCAUAGGUGUCAUUGUUCAAAUGUCUGAUUUGAUGUACUGAGUGCACCCAAGGCUGACGGAGACCUAGAGCAGCUUGGAGUCUGUCGGGCUUCUUAAAUUUCAAAGCCUUGUUUGGGUUUGUAGCAGUCAGUAAAGCGGUGAAGUUGUUUUGAGGGCAAGGAUCAUGUGGCUGCAACUGCUGUGUAUGACAGUCAAUAAGAAUCACAAAUUCCACGCCUUCCAUGGUAACAAAGUUUACUCUUCUGUAAAAAAAAAAAAAAAAAACAUGGUCCUGGUCUAGGUAGAACACAGGGCAUUGGAACGGAAAAGUACUGAUAUUUAAAAAUAGAUUUAUAUAUUUACAGAUAAGGUCAUGAAGGUCAUCAGGUCAUGAAGGUCACUCUCCAUCCCUCCUAUCCUCUCUUUACUGUCUCCAGAAACCACUAGUACUCUCAUGGGCUCCUCUGUAACUGUGUUCAGUUCCUCUUCCUCAUGUGGUGGGAUGACAGUUUCCAUCACAGCUCUGCAAGCUAGUGAGGUUUGUGUAUAGUGUAAGUGUACCAGUGUUUCUGCUUUUGUCUUGUAUUUGUUUGUUUGCAGUAGGUUAUUUUAUCCCCUAGGAAUACGUUUAACUUUUAGCACAAUUAUUUCUGAUUUUAUAUAUGUGUUUUUCUUUCUGUCUUUCUGUCACCACUUCUUUCUUACUGUCUUCCUGUCUUUCUUUUCCACUUUUUUUCCUCUUUCCGUCUUUUUUUUUGCUCUAUCCCCGUUUCUGUCUCUUGUUAAAUCUCAAACUAAACAUCUAAUUUCAGGCAAUUCACACAUGGAUUUAACUACAUCAGUAUCCAGGAACCAUUUUUGUGAAAAACAAAAAAAAAACUUCCAAAUGAUUUAGCUUGAGUUGUUGUGUCUCUUGUUCUAAAUAGGCCUGUGAGUUGUAGCUGUAACAUAGUGGGCAGCCGAGGUGUUAUUUGCAAUAACACACUUUCUCAGAGGACCUCUGCUGUUGACCCAACGGGCAGAGCAGACUCUUCCUCUCCUUCACCAUGUCUUCAUCAAGUGUUUAUAUUACAAAUACUGAGUCCUACACGUGUACAAUUAUUCUUGACAAUCCGUUUCGUUUUGUUUCUUUUUGUUUUAGCAUUGGGAGCCAAAAUCAACAGCAAUCAUUCUCUUUUUGGCACAGUUUGAAAAAAAAAAUCUCAGACCCACAUGACUGGAGUUUAGCUUGGCCUUAGUGGGACAACACAGGCAGUUAUUUCAAGCGAAACUAUACCCAAACUAUCUUUAGGACUCCAUACGUCAGUCGUUCAGUGUAUGUAUGUUUUUUUGGCCUGCUGUUCGUGUCUAAACAACAAGUUAGGAAAUAUGUGUGGUUCAAAAGCUUGUUUUGAGACAAUGUUUUUUUUUAUAUAUAUAUAUAUUUGUUGUUCAAAAUGAGAGGGUACAGGAGACAAAAACAAGCGAGUUUUAUUUCUGUUUUGUUUUGUUUUGUGAUGGUUAAAGAAUUAAAAAAACAAAAUCACUGUGCUUGCGAUGUGUAUUGUUUCUAUCUCAAUCUUUCUUUCUUUCUUUCUUUCUUUCUGUCUCUCUUGUAUUGACAUAAUAAAGACAAUACUUCAAUCCUU